This is a messenger RNA of Triticum turgidum subsp. durum (durum wheat), 1428 nucleotides long. NCBI's taxonomy places the organism in Eukaryota, Viridiplantae, Streptophyta, Magnoliopsida, Poales, Poaceae. The record is from the annotation of a GenBank genome assembly.
AUGGUUCAGAUGGGGAGCAAGAGCUGGCAUGAGUCAAAGGUGCUGUGGCACAUCGCGCUCCCGGCGAUCCUCACCACCGUGUUCCAGUUCUCCAUCGGCUUCGUCACCAUCGGCUUCGUCGGCCACAUCGGGGAGGUCGAGCUCGGCGCCGUCACCGUCGCUAUAAACGUCAUCGAGGGCUUCGCCUACGGUGUCAUGGUUGGCAUGGGCAGCGCACUGGAGACGCUAUGCGGGCAAGCGGUGGGUGCGGGGCAGGUUGACAUGCUCGGCGUCUACAUCCAGCGCUCUUGGAUCAUCUGCGGCGCCACCGCGCUGGCACUCGCGCCGACCUAUGUCUUCACGGCGCCCAUCCUGCGGGCGCUCCACCAGCCCACUGCCAUCUCCGCCGUUGCCGGGCGGUACACACGGUUGGUCGUCCCGCAGUUGUUCGCUUACGCCGCCAACUUCCCGCUGCAGAAGUUCUUCCAGGCGCAGAGCAAGGUCUGGGCCAUGACCUUCAUCUCCGGCGCGGGGCUCGCCCUCCACAUCGUGCUUAACUACGUCUUCGUCACCCGCCUUGGCCACGGCCUCUUUGGCGCCGCCAUGAUCGGGAAUGUCACCUGGUGGAUCAUUAUCGUUGCGCAGUUCGCCUACCUCGUCUCCGGCUCCUUCCCGGAGGCGUGGAAGGGGUUCUCGGUGCUGGCCUUCAAUAAUCUCACCGCCUUCGUCAAGUUGUCGCUCGCCUCUGCAGUCAUGCUCUGCUUGGAGCUGUGGUACUACAGUGCAGUGCUCAUCCUUGUGGGUCUCCUGAAGAAUGCUCAACUCCAGGUUGACGUCAUGUCCGUUUGCAUCAAUUACCAGCUCUGGACCCUUAUGGUGGCAAUAGGCUUCAAUGCAGCAGUGAGCGUUAGGGUGUCGAACGAGCUGGGCGCGAACAGGCCUAAGGCGGCCAAGUUCUCCAUGAUCAUAGCGGUGUCGACGUCGGCCGCCAUCGGGGCGGUCUUCCUCGCCGUGUUCCUCAUCUGGAGGACCGAGCUGCCACGGUUCUUCAGCGACAACGACAGGGUGGUGAAGGGAGCUGCAAAGCUUGGCUACCUUCUUGCAGCAUCCAUCUUCCUGAACAGCAUCCAACCUGUGCUCUCAGGUGUGGCGAUAGGAGCAGGGUGGCAGACGCUUGUGGCGUUCAUAAACAUUGUGUGCUACUACUUGUUUGGCAUCCCACUGGGAGUCCUCUUUGGCUUCAAGCUAAAACUUGGUGCAUUGGGGAUUUGGGUGGGCAUGUCAAUUGGCACGCUGCUGCAGACUGCUAUACUUCUCAUAAUUUGCUUCCGAGCCAAGUGGGAGAAUCAGGCUAUGUUGGCCAAAGAGAGGAUAAGGAAGUGGGGAGGAAGCAGCCAAAUAUUGCCGGCGGCCACACCAACGGCGACAGACGAUAUCAUAGAUCAAUAA